Messenger RNA from Dicrocoelium dendriticum, 925 nucleotides. Lineage: Eukaryota; Metazoa; Platyhelminthes; Trematoda; Plagiorchiida; Dicrocoeliidae. The record is from the annotation of a GenBank genome assembly.
UACAAUGCAUUUCGCGGCCAUCCUUCUACAGGAAAUAACUGCCGAAGGCCUUAGGGGAAUGACCCUGAAGAACCUUUGGUUGCAUUUGGCCUCAGAAUCUUCCGGUUUUCCUUUGCUUAUUGAUGAUCAUACGAAGCAGUUUAUUUGGCGGAUACUUAUAUCUAUGAAGUCUCUAUCAUUCCACGCAAAUCCUACAGUACACGAAUAUUUGAUGCCUUACGACAGACGAACCUGGUUGGUGACUACCGACAGCGGCAUGUUUUACGACAUUCCGCCCGACUUUCCUCCGCUCAAAUUUCAUCCAACGUCAGACCCGAUGGAGCCGGGCUCCAGCAUGUUUUACUCCACACGUGUGGAUGUUACGGAACAAAUUCGUUCAAACAACCAUCUUCACCUUUUGGAGAAUGUUGUUUCUCAAUGGGGUGAUUGUCUUGUGAUGGUGGCGUCUCGACAGGAACGGCAUAAUUUUCUCCUCGGGAACAUCUGCAAUGCAAGCGAACUUUCCGCCACUUGUUAUAUGAUGCUUGAAGAGAUCGUACGACACCGAUACAAUGGCCUUCCCACUACCAAUUUCGAUGGACUGGGUCACUGUGGACUUACCCCAAGCACCAUAUGGUACGCUCGUCAGAAACUGGAGAAACUUGGUCUACUCACUUCACAGCCGUACAUGUCCAAGUACAAGACUCAUACAAUGUCCACUGGCGUGUUGCUCCAUCAUUGGCGCUUUCAUCGACACUUUCCUUUUCCAAAUGCCGUCAUGCUACAAAAGCUCGUUGAUCUGCUGCACGAAAGUCCGACAAAAUCACAUACCCUCAACUAUUUACGACACGUGAGUUCCUAUACCUUUUCAUGUCAUCUUGUUGAUCUAGUAUCACUAGAGUUACACGUUGUAUCUGAUUGUUACCCACCACUCUAUCUCCGAUAG